Molecule: messenger RNA, 798 nt
Organism: Trichoderma virens Gv29-8
Lineage: Eukaryota; Fungi; Ascomycota; Sordariomycetes; Hypocreales; Hypocreaceae
Exons: 2
Coding region: 1-798 (265 amino acids)
Source: RefSeq, a predicted model, not a curated record
AUGCCAAAUACAAGAUAUAUGUUUUCGCACUGGAAGAAAAAGACGAAGACGAAGAAAAGCUUGAAGAUCAAGUCGAAGACAACCUGGAAGAUGUGUGAAGGACAUUCUCACGGCUCUCACUCCUCCCACGGAGGCCACGAUCACGAUCAUGAUCACGGCCACGGUCACGGCCACGAUGACGAUCAUAGCCAUGGCCAUAGCCACGGCCACAGCCACGGUCAUAGUCACGGUGGUUGCGGCGGCUCAUCUCAUAGAAACCUGCCGCUCAACCCCGAAAAUGUCCAAGUUGUUAAGCCGGAGCCAGAGAAGCCAACAUGUCCAUGCAUCGGCACUGGCUGGGUUGCGCCGACUGCUGGGCCGUCAUGUUACCCAAUGGUGUGCUGCUACAAGGAGGCGCCACCCAACUUCGACUGGCCGGCCCUCCCUCCCGGCUGCUGGCCGGUGUCCAACUGCUGGCCAAUGAAUCCGCCGGCCAAGUGCCCUCCGCAGCUCGCCUAUCAAUAUGUCUGCGGUCCUCCACCAACAGCGCCCGAAGAUGUCAGGUUUGACGUCGUAGACACUAGCAAUGGGCCCAACCGUCGUAUGUACGGAGAGAAAUAUACCAUUACGGUUAAUGCCAACGCCACUUUGAGGGAUCUUCUUCAUCGAUUCAAUUCGAGGUCAACCUUGGAGGUGCUUGUUCGAUGGAAAGAUGGCAGGCUUGACAAAUUGGAGGAUGGAGUUUCGGUGGGCGACCUGAAGGGCCAGAUCAAGCAUAUCAUUGUCAAGGACCGGCAGCGUGCAUAUUGCUAUUGCUGA